This is a messenger RNA of Arvicanthis niloticus (Nile rat), 3390 nucleotides long. RefSeq names its product limb and CNS expressed 1 like (gene Lix1l). Gene Ontology annotation, biological process: autophagosome maturation. Lineage: Eukaryota; Metazoa; Chordata; Mammalia; Rodentia; Muridae. Gene Ontology annotation, cellular component: cytoplasm. The record is from RefSeq and is a predicted model, not a curated record.
UGGGGUGGCUGGGACCGUUAGCUCGCCAGGCUGGCAGGCUCCGGGGCCCAGCUCCGCCGGCCGCCGGGAUGGAGACGAUGCGAGCACAGCGGCUGCAGCCCGGCGUGGGUGUCGGUGGGAGAGGCACUCUGCGAGCGCUGCGGCCCGGGGUGACCGGGGCUCCGACGAGCGCCGCCACACCCCCCGCGGGCCCGCCGCCCGCCCCGCCGCCCCCCGCCCCGCCCCCGCCUCCGUUGCUUCUGGCUGGGGCCCCCGGGCUGCCCCUGCCCCCCGGCGCCGCGGGGAGCCCUGCGGUGCUGCGGGAGGCGGUGGAGGCGGUGGUGAGGAGCUUCGCCAAGCACACGCAGGGCUACGGUCGAGUGAAUGUGGUGGAGGCCCUUCAGGAAUUCUGGCAGAUGAAGCAGUCUCGGGGUGCUGACUUGAAGAAUGGGGCUCUGGUGGUGUACGAGAUGGUCCCCUCCAACAGCCCUCCUUACGUCUGCUAUGUCACUCUGCCUGGGGGGAGCUGCUUCGGGAGUUUCCAGUUUUGCCCCACAAAAGCUGAGGCCCGGCGAAGUGCUGCAAAGAUUGCAUUAAUGAACUCCGUGUUCAAUGAGCAUCCAUCCCGGAGAAUUACCGAUGAGUUCAUUGAGAAGAGUGUCUCAGAGGCCCUGGCAUCUUUCAAUGGUAACAGAGAGGAAGCCGACAACCCAAACACGGGGAUUGGUGCCUUCCGAUUCAUGCUGGAAUCUAACAAGGGCAAGUCAAUGCUGGAGUUCCAGGAGCUGAUGACAGUUUUUCAGCUGCUUCACUGGAAUGGCAGCCUUAAGGCCAUGAGGGAGAGACAGUGCUCUAGACAGGAGGUGUUGGCUCAUUAUUCUCAUCGGGCCCUGGAUGAUGAUAUUCGCCACCAAAUGGCUUUGGACUGGGUGAGCCGGGAGCAGAGUGUGCCAGGGGCACUGUCAAGAGAGCUGGCUUCCACUGAACGGGAGCUCGAUGAAGCCCGGCUGGCGGGCAAGGAGCUACGCUUCCACAAGGAAAAGAAAGAUAUUCUCCUGCUGGCUGCUGGGCAGCUGGGCACUAUGCAUUCCUCCAGCUGCUGAGCAUAGACGCUCUACUUGCUAUGGCUCUUCAGGCCCUUUUUUUGUAUGUCUCCUUUUUAAGACGUAGGAUGAUGAUUUCUGUAUAUACUUUUUCAAUUUUAUACUUUAAAAUAUAGUAUAGUAUUUUAUACUUUAAAAUAUAUGUAUAAAUUCUACACCUGACUUCCUAUUUGCUAAGAGAUCCCUUUUCUAACUUACAGUUUGGGAUGUAGUUACCUUUGAAGUAUCACUGUUCCAUUUUAGAGCGUGGUUGGCUCUUAAACCUUCAGAUUAUCUAACUCAUUAACAUGAACAAUUUACUAAGUGUUCAUGUCUCUUUAAGACAGCAGACAGGUGUGUGAUGACUCAUCGCUAUGAUCUCUGCACUCAGGAGUCUGAGACAGUAUUGCUGGAAUAUGCGGCCAGCCUGGACUACAUAGGAAGUCCCAGGCCAGCAUGGGCUACAGUGUGUAAGGUCCUGUCUCAGAUCCCUCUCCUCCCACAAAUAAAACCACAGUGGGAAUAAGGAGCAUGUGCUCCACCUCCUCCAUAGUCUUGGUUUCUACUCCACUAAAAUAGGGUGGGAGUCAGGUUUUGGUUUGAAGUGAUCUUCCAAUACGCCUCUCCUGCUCACUUUCCUUCUUCCUUGCCUCUAAGUGCUCCUUCAUUUCCAGAAGGAGACUUGGCCUGGAACUCAUACUAUAGACUAGGAGGGCAGCAUACUUGUGGUUGUAUCCUGCUGAGAUCAUAGGUAUGGGACACCAUGCCUGGCCUGGUUUUUAUUUUAAAGUCACUCCUGAGAAACUGCCUAAGAACAAGAGAAUUAUAUACCCAGUUCAUAUGCGGAUGGAUAGGUGGCACUACCUAAGCUGCUUCUGGGCUGAUUUACCCCUGCUAGCAGUCUGGAUUUCUGGAUGUGAGAAGAGGGUAAGGGGUCAGGCUGCUUGCCUUUCACCAUUCCUUAGAGUCACUUCUCUUACUCACCAGACUUAAUACACACUUGCACAUACAUGCACAAGUAGCCCAGGCUGGCCUCAAACUCUCCUUGUAGCUGAGAAUGACCCUGAACUCCAGACUUCCUGUGUCAACCUCUCACAUGCUAGGAUUUCAGUGAAUACCACAUCAGCUGCCUUAAUCCUUCCUUCAUCGACAAGAAGCAUUUGAUUAGAAACUGUAGCUGUUUUGUUUAGUGAGAACCAUGUUCCUUUCCUGUUCAAUGAGCUGUGCUGUUUACUUUGAAGUGUACAUAUCUUGGAUUCUCAUUUCCUGCUUCUUCCUUCUUACUGACUGUAAGAACAGGGGUAGAUGAAGCUUGGAUUGGAAUGUGACUUCUUAAGCACAAGAUGUUACUUGUGUGUGAAGAGAAAACUGACCUGGAGGAUAAGUAGGCUCUGUACUUUUGGAGAAUUUUAUGUAGUAAGCUCAAUUUCCCUUCUUUCUGUAGUCUCUGCUAUAUUGUAUUAUUGUUCAGUGCACUUUCUAUCAAGUUGGAACAGUUAAUGCUACUAUAAUUCGACUUCCCAUUUGACAAUUGCAGUUUGAUUUUAGAUUAGGAGCCGGGUCUGGUGGUGCAGGUCUGUAAUCUCAGCUACAAAGGAGGCUAAGGCAAGAUAGGAAAUUCAAGGUCUAACCCAGCUAGAGCAAGUUGAGGGGCAACCUGGAUAACUUAGCAAGACUCUGUCUCGAAAAUAUGAAGUAAAAACAGGGCUGGGGAUAUAGCUUAGUAGAAAAGAGUCUGGUAUUUGAGGCCUAAAUUUAAUCUCUACUACAAAAAGGAUAGGGGAGGGAGUGAGAGACUUGGCAGGAAGGAGGAAGGAAGGGAGCAGGGUCAGAUCAGUUAGCUCACUGGGUAGGAACAGGGUGAAAGCAGCUUUCUUGCUUUUGAAAUUAUCUUUGUGACAAGGACACAUGGGAUCAGAGUAGGGUGUCCAGUUAGGACAGUAUCAGAGCUUGGAAAAGGGUUCUUUGAUUCCUUUAGUUAGCUCUGUCUCUUUGUUUCAUAAAACAUACUGGGUUGGAACAGAGGCUCCUGCAUUACAUGAUAUGUGUCACUGUUUUAAAUUGAUAUUUAUAACCUAAAUAACACAAAUCUUCCAGUUUCUCCCGUGCACCUUUCUUUGUGUAAGAUGUGUUAAAGGUUAUCAGUUUGGGGAAGAAUUGUCCUUGUACCUUCUGGAAUUAUUAUUUUUCUCAAAAACCCAAGACUCCAAAGAAUAUGAAAAAAAUUGUUCUGCCCACUUUUGAUGUUGAAGAUUUUAGUUGUCCUUUUGGUACUUUCUAUGUAUUUUCUAUGUAAAAUUUUACACAAUUAAAAAUGUUUUUUUUUUUU